CAUUGUUCAUAGUCCAAACCUCUUUCUCUUUCUCUUUCAUCACUCUCAUAACUUCGUGAACAAUGAACAUAGUUGCCAUGAAAAUCUUUCUCUGAAGGCUUCUUCUACUACUCUGCAUGCCUGAAUCUUCUAUUGAUGUUGAAGUAGCUUAAUCAUGACUGCAAAGGGACAAAAAUCUGUGAGGUUUGAAAAUGAUCCUAUUAUUGAUGGCAGGUUUGAAAAUGAUCCUAUUACUGAUGGAUUUCACAAAAGAAAAGUUAAGCCAAGUGUAAGUCCUGUGAGUGAUGUAUCAAUCAAAAGGAUGGCUUCUGGGAUCAAUGUUCUUGAUCCACAGGGGCCACUACUUCAGAAAUGGAACAAAAUUUUUGUAACCACUUGUGUGAUGGCAAUCUCUGUGGACCCGCUGUUCUUUUACAUCCCUGUGAUUGAUGUCAACAGAAAAUGCCUUGAUUUGGAUGAAACAUUGAAGAUUACUGCUAGUGUUCUUCGCACAUUCUUUGAUCUUUUCUACAUUCUUCGCAUCAUCUUUCAAUUUCGAACCGGGUUUAUUGCCCCUUCUUCUCGUGUAUUUGGAAGGGGUGAGCUUGUUGAUGAUCCUUGUACCAUAGUGAUGAGAUACUUAAGUUCUUACUUCAUCAUUGACAUUCUAUCAAUUAUUCCAAUUCCUCAGAUGGUCAUUUUAUCUAUCAUUCCAAUACCAGAAGGCUCAGUUCCACUUGCGGCAAAGGAUUUGUUGAAGUAUGUAAUAAUAAUUCAGUAUGUGCCAAGACUUCUACGGAUCUAUCCUAUGUUCAAAGAAGUAACAAGCACUUCUGGCAUAUUGACUGAGACAGCAUGGGCUGGAGCUGCUUAUAAUCUUUUUCUCUAUAUGCUAGCAAGUCAUGUGGUUGGAGCUUUCUGGUAUCUAUUUUCCGUAGAAUCAGAGGUGCGGUGCUGGCGCAGACAGUUGAAGAAUACUACAUUCUCUCAUGAUUCCUACAUGAGCUGUGGAUAUGGCAUUCCUAGUGUUCUAUCACUUCUCAAUAAUUCUUGCCCUUACACUGAUCCUGAUGAAACAGAAGACCUCACAGUUUUCAAUUUUGGAAUAUUUUUACAAGCUCUAAAGUCUCGUGUGGUAGAAUCAACUACAAAUUUCCCUCAUAAGUUCUUCUACUGCUUUUGGUGGGGUUUGCGCAAUGUAAGUUCUGUUGGGCAAAACCUACAGACAAGUACUUAUGUUGGGGAGAUAAUCUUUGCUAUCUUCAUUGCUGUCUUUGGAUUGGUUCUGUUCGCAUUACUUAUUGGAAACAUGCAGAAAUAUCUACAAUCUACAACUGUUAGAGUUGAAGAGAUGAGAAUCAAAAGGAGGGAUGCAGAACAGUGGAUGUCCCACCGUAUGCUACCUGACUACUUGAAGGAAAGAAUUAGAAGGUAUGAACAAUACAAAUGGCAAGAAAAUAGGGGUGUUGAGGAAGAGACAUUAAUUCGAAACCUCCCUAAAGAUCUCAGAAGGGACAUAAAGAGUCACCUUUGCUUAGAUUUACUUAAAAAAGUGCCAAUGUUUGAGAACAUGGAUAAACAGUUGUUGGAUGCAAUGUGUGAUAGACUUAAGCCAGUACUUUACACAGAGAAAAGUGACAUUGUUCGUGAAGGAGAUCCAGUUGAUGAAAUGCUCUUCAUCAUGCGUGGAAAACUUGCCACUACCACAACAAAUGGUGGAAGAACUGGUUUCUUCAACUCCUCUGAGCUCAAGGCUGGUGACUUUUGUGGAGAAGAGCUCUUAACAUGGGCAUUGGAUCCCAACUCCACCUCAAAUCUACCUAUUUCAACCAGAACAGUAAAAACUAUAUCAGAAGUGGAAGCCUUUGCUCUCAUGCCUGAUGACUUGAAGCUUGUUGCUUCCCAAUUUCGACGUCUUAUAAACAGCAAACAGCUCAAGCACACUUUCAAGUUCUAUUCCCUGCAAUGGAGGACAUGGGCUGCAUGUUUCAUACAAGCAGCUUGGCGUAGAAACAGGAAAAAAAAGAAUGAGAGGUCAUUACGUGAAGCAGAAGAGAGGCUACAUGCUUAUGAAAAUGAGGAAGGGUCCUCACCAAGCUUUGUUGCCACAGUAUAUGCAUCAAGGUUUGCAUCCAAUGCAUUAAAGCCCUUGCGAAGUGGCAAACGCAACAGAUUGCCACAGACACAGAGAUUAAUGCCAUUCCUGCCUCAGAAGCCAGCUGAACCAGAUUUCACUACUCAAAUGACUUGAGAGUGUUGUGUACUAUAUUGUAGCUUUAAGAAAAAUUGUUGAUGUGUGCGUGUUUAACAUCAUCAUAGCUUUAGUGUGUGCACAUAAGUGGUGUUUGAGAUUACCUACAACAACUAUAUGGGCAUAAGCAGUGUGUAAAAAAUGUCUAGUGAUAAUGGUUUCCUUAGGCUAAAUUUUUGUUAAACUCAUCGCUUGUGAUAGUUGCUUUUGUGAUAGAAAGGUUAUAGAUUGGAAUUGGAAAAUCAAUCUCU
Gastrolobium bilobum is the source of this 2481-nucleotide messenger RNA. Its product is annotated as cyclic nucleotide-gated ion channel 1-like. NCBI's taxonomy places the organism in Eukaryota, Viridiplantae, Streptophyta, Magnoliopsida, Fabales, Fabaceae. Gene Ontology annotation, cellular component: membrane. Gene Ontology annotation, biological process: monoatomic ion transport; transmembrane transport. The coding region runs from base 155 to 2230 and encodes 691 amino acids. The record is from RefSeq and is a predicted model, not a curated record. The transcript is spliced from 9 exons. Gene Ontology annotation, molecular function: monoatomic ion channel activity.